AUGCCCAACAUUGUCGUAAUCGGCGCCGGCGUCACGGGUCUCACGACAGCACUGCUGCUGGCGAGGCGAGACGGCCACAAUGUCACCGUGGUGGCCAAGCACAUGCCCGGCGACUAUGACAUAGAGUACACCUCGCCGUGGGCCGGCGCAAAUGUGCUACCGAUGGCCGAAGCCAGCAACGACAGGUGGGAGCGCCGCUCAUGGCCCGAGCUGAAGCGCCUGGCCGAGGAGGUCCCCGAAUCGGGCAUUCACAUCCAGAGGUCCGUCGUCCUCCGGCGCAACAAGGACCUCGCACUCCACGGCACGGCCGGCCGGCGGCUGCCCGACCCCCUCUUCGCCGCCAAGCCUUGGUACGCCGACAUGUUCGACGACUACCGCGAGCUGCGCCCGGACGAGCUGCCCGAGGCCGCCGACUCGGGCUCCGCCUGGACCUGCGUGUGCAUCAACACGGCGCUCUACCUGCCCUACCUGGUCGGCCAGUGCCGCAAGGCCGGCGUCGUCUUCCGCCGCGCCAGCCUCAAGCACGUCAGCGAGGCGCGCGGGAUGAGCCACACGGGCGCGCCGCGGGCCGACGUCGUGGUCAACGCCUCGGGCCUGCUGGCCUGCCGGCUGGGCGGCGUGAUGGACGCCAAGGUGCAGCCGGCGCGGGGCCAGAUCGUGCUCGUGCGCAACGAGAUCGCGCCCAUGAUGACCAUCUCGGGCACCGACGACGCCGAGGACGAGCUCUUCUACCUGAUGCAGCGGGCCUCGGGCGGCGGCACCAUCAUCGGCGGCACCUACGCCGUGGGCAACUGGGACCCCAACCCGGACCCCAACAUCGCGAACCGCAUCCUCGAGAGGGCGCUCAAGAUCCACCCGGCGCUCAAGGGCAAGACGGUCAAGGACCUCGACGUCGUCCGCCACGGCGUGGGCCUGCGGCCGUACCGCGAGGGCGGGCUGCGGCUGGAGAGGGAGAAGAUUGACGGGACGUGGGUGGUGCACAACUAUGGGCAUGCGGGCUGGGGAUACCAGGGGUCGUAUGGCUGCGCCGAGGGGGCGGUCGAGAUUGUGGAUGACAUUCUUGUUAACGAGCUGUCAAGGGUGUCGUCUAAGCUUCAUCUCGACAACAGCAAGUUCCCGGCUGUGCACCAGCCCAUACCUUCCCACACUCAUCAACCCCACCGUCAGAGGUUCCGAGUCCCUCUUCCCAGGGCCUUGAACCCCUACGGCUCGAUCCUAGGCUUUCAGCGCGAUGUGAUCACUCUCGCCUUGGCGCCGCCGACGCAGGUGACCGGCCUCAUCGUGCUCCGAAUCCCACUGCGGCACAUCUUCCAAGGCUACCUGGACCAGGCGGUGUGUGUUGGCGCCGUCAUCCGAGAUAUCUAG
This is a messenger RNA of Thyridium curvatum, 1365 nucleotides long. RefSeq lists its product as uncharacterized. The transcript has 5 exons. Gene Ontology annotation, molecular function: D-amino-acid oxidase activity; FAD binding. Bases 1 to 1365 code for a protein of 454 amino acids. NCBI's taxonomy places the organism in Eukaryota, Fungi, Ascomycota, Sordariomycetes, Thyridiales, Thyridiaceae. The record is from RefSeq and is a predicted model, not a curated record.